AAUAGAAACAGCACAGAGGGACAGAGUUAGCCCGUUCUUACUAACCAGUAGGUUCUCCGCUCGAAAACCUACGCACCCAGCUCGGGCUCGGCCAAGGCGAGGAUUAUCCGCGCCGGCACAUCGGGAGAAAUAACUUUAAAGUAUGAUGCUUUAUUUAAAUGUUUCAGGCUAGCCACCUAGCUAGGUUGCCAGCCAGCUAGUCGAGCUAUCGUUAGCCUGUCUACCCAAAACAUAGUGUUAGCGGCUAGCGGCUAACGGCUACAAGGAGGCGGAGGAUCAGCUGUUUGCUAGACAGAUGCUGUAGGAACAGCGGACAGCAACACUUUCACAUGAGUGCCGCUGUGACUGAAGGCCAUUAGCAAGACAAAGGUCGCCUCCAUGGAGCCAGCACAGGAGUCUUUGUAAAGGGCGAGGGGGGGUGUAUAGACGCCCAAAGUGAAAAAGGGCCAAAUUCAGCAUUAUAUGGACGAAACCUGAGCCGGGAGUUUACUACAAGUCUUUAUUGAUGAUGGCGGAUUUUGUUACACCGCGACACAGCGCGGUGAUGGAGAGGCUCCGCCGGAGGAUCGAGCUCUUCCGGCAGCAUCACAACAGCUGCGAGAGCCGCUACGAGAACGCCACGCUGGAGCGACUGGAGCUGGAGAGGCAGCAGACCUUCGCCCUGCACCAGCGCUGCCUGCAGGCCAAAGCCAAGCGGUCCAACAAGCAUCGGCAGCCCCAGCCCAGUGGCGACCAGGCCGGCCAGAGAGCGCCGGGCAGCGGCGUCAGCAGCGCGGAGCACGGGGAGAGCGGAGGGACGGCAGCGGAGCAGAGUCGGAACAGCACCCUGAUAGCGCUGCAGGAGACGGUGAAGAGGAAGUUAGAGGGUGCUGGUUCUCCGCUGGGCAGAGAUCAGGUCAACGGUUUCAGCGACGGUUUCCCCCCCAACAAAAAGGCCUGUCUGGACAAUGGCACCGCUAACGGCUCCCCGCUGGACUCCAAAAUGGGGAUCAGCGACUCACUGAACUCCAAUGGCACCCACGGGCCGGCCGGAGAGUCGACGGACAGCGGCAGGGAGUCAGCUUCAGACUUCCAUCGGAAGGAAAUGAAACAGGAACCCGACGACAUCCUGCCCAUCAUGCCGCCGUCAGGUGGGGGCAACAACAGCCUGUUCCCCGACCUCAACCUGAAUGAGCAGGAGUGGACGGAGCUGAUGGAGGAGCUGAACUGUACUGUGGCCUACGAGGACAUCCAGGACAUUCUCAACGACGGCUUUGAGGACCGCAAAGACCCUCUGGAGCUGGCACCGACUCCAGGUGGUGCUGGGCCAGUGGGAGGAGGAGCGGGAGGGGCAGCAGGUGGCGGGGGAGGCCAGUCGUCCCAGGGUCUGAUCCCUCCGGAUCUGGUCAGCGUUAAGUCAGAGUUCUCCCCAGCCUCAGUGGCUUUCGAGCAGGACUCUCGCACCGGCUCCCCCCAUGUCAGGUCCACUUCCUCUGGGCCACCUCCUCCUCACCCCACUAGCUCCCCUGUUGCCUCCUCCUCCGCCUCUUCCCCGGCUCUGCCCCCAUCCCAACCAGCUCCCACCCCCAGGCAGCUUCAGCCUCCCCCCAACCACCUCCUCCCUCCGGGCCCCCAGGUACCCAAAGACCUGUCCCCUGCCCAGCAGCUCCAGCAGCUGGCUGCCCAGCAGCAGAGGGCCCAGCACCUCCACGGCCAGAUGCAGCACAAACAGCCACAGCCAGGGGCAAAGUUUCACAACCAGGGGCCCCAUGCCCACCCCCCACCUUGGCCCCAGAUGGCCAACACCUCCCAGAGCCCACGAGGGGGCGCGUUUGUUAUGGACAAGCCCACGAGCCCCUCCCUGUACCCACAGGACUUCAACCCCAACGCCCAGAAGCAGCUACUGAUGCCCAGUCAGCCCAACAAAGUCUCUCCAAAGGCGGGGGCCGGCAGCUACAUGCCGGGGCCCGCCGGACACACCAACAUGCUGGGUCACCCAACUUCAGGGCCUCCUCUGAGCCACCCGUCUGCACCGGGGGCUCAGGCCUCGGUCAGCAUGCUGAACUACAACAACACCAAACCUCUAUCGCACUUUGAGGCGGGGCCCGGUCCGCCGCGGCCCCCUAACACCCAGAGCCAGAACAAGGCGGCCCUGCUGACGCUCCUCAGACAGCAGCAGCAGAUUAAACAGAAGAACAGCAUGAACUUCCGCCAGCACAUCCCACACGCACAGGACCAGAACACCUAUCCUGCUCCUUCACACGGCCCUGGCCCCGCCAACGCCAUGGCCCCCGCACCCGGAAACAGUGCCAUGACGGCCCAGUCCGGAGCAAACGCCAUGGCGGGUAACCAUGGUAACGCGGCAUACCUGACCAACCAGGCGGCAGUGGCGGCGGCGCUGAAACAGCAGCAGCAUCAACAGCAGAUCCUGGAACAGCAGAAGCAGCAGCAGCAGUACAUACAGAGACAGCAGCUCAUGGCUGAGCAGGAGAAGCAGCGGCAGCAGGACCAACAGCUGCAGAGACACCUGACCCGACCUCCCCCGCAGUACCAGGACCAGCCGGGACAACCGGCCAAUCAGAACCCUUUCCCACAGCCGCCAGUCAACCAGUUUACAGCUUCCUCUCAGCCAAUGGGGAGCGUUGGCUCCAUGGGGGGCCCGGCCCCUGGAUCCCAGCGCAUGUUCCCUCAGAACCAAGGCAUGAUGGGUAUGACCAUGGGACAGGCCGGUGGGCCGGCGGGUGGUGUAGCUCCGCCCCCCACGGUGAGCCAGGCUGACAUCAGUCUGUCGUCAUGUGGCGGCGGAGGGGGCGGGGCCGGCGUGGACGUGCAGCAGGUGCUCUACAACAACAUGAACCUUCACCCCAACCACCCAGCCCACAACGCCCACCCGCCCCAGCAGGCCGGCCUGCAGCGCCAGCCCCUGGGCGCCAUGAGCGCCUCCUACAGACAGAACCUUCUGGCUCAGCAGCAGCACCUGAAGGCGCAGCCCAACGCUGCCAUGUUGAAGCAGCAGCAGCUGGCCGCCGCCGCCGCCCGCAUGCCGGUUUCCAUGCAGAACAAUAUGGGAGCCGGCCUGCCCGGCUCCAUGCCCGGCAACAUGCAGGGAGCCCAGAGCGCCGCCUGGCAGCAGCAGCUGGCCAACCAGCCGCCCUCCAGUAACGCUGGCCUGCCCCCCAACGCCUUCAGCAACCCCCCCAACACCUUCCACAUGCAGCAGCAGCCUCGCAUUCCCAAGAUGCCGCCAGGCGCUGCACCCUUUGGUGCAAAUCCCGGCGGGCGUCCAAUGGGAGGCCUGAACCCUGGGCAGCAGAUGAUGCAGACAAACAUGGCGGCCGCGCAGCAGAGGGCGCCGCCCAACCCUCAAAGCCUCGGCCAGCCGAUGGCCAAUCAGCAGCAGACUCAACAACAACAGGCCAAUCAGAAUCAGGCUGUCCUCCCCGACCUGGCGGUAUUCGGACAGCCGCAGGGCAACAGCCGCCAGGGACUGCAGUGUAACCAAGGAUACCAGGUGAGCAGGACUGCCAACCAGCAGCAGCAACAGGUGUCGUUUGGGUACAACGUGGCGUCUGGGAGCUUCGCCGGGGAGAGCGAGCUGGUCGACUCCCUGCUGAAGAGUCAGAGCACCCAGGAGUGGAUGGCCGACCUGGACGAACUGCUCGCCAGCCACCACUAGUCAGAGACACCUGUCUGCACCUGGAGCACCUGAACCUGCUCAGCUGAGAGGCCGUACUGCUGUACCUGAAAGACGAGUCGCCGACGAAGAAAUCCAUCUUUUUCUUUCAACGACACUGUUCUGAUCUGUAGACAAAGAAGGUUAGCGUGUUAGCAUUAGCCAUGCAGCCAGCUGAUGGUGAAUGUCAGUCCACCUCUCUCUGUCUUUGAGUUCUCACCCCCCCGCGGGCUGCUGAAGCCACGAGGUUGUUGGUAAAUGUCGUGUUUCUUCAGACGCUGAUCUGUGGGCCGUUUCCUGCCCCGAUAUGAUCAGGCCGGCUCACGUUCUCGUUGCAUCCGGGUAGAAUAUAUCUCACCCACAGGUGCCAAAUCCACUGCAAUGAAGAAACAAAAGGUUUUCUUGGUUAGAGAGACGAGAACAGUUCAGUUCCCACAGGGUUCAGUGAGCAGGGUUCUCUCCAUGUCAGCAGCUGGUCGCGGUUCUUACUCAGAGAACGCUCAGGUUCAGCAGACGGAGGAUUUUAAACCGCUCUGUCAGCUGAGUGCUGCACGUUCAGAAGAAAUGAAAUCAACAGUGACACCUGUUCAGUGACAGGUGAGACGAGCCCUGAUGUGUUUCUGAGCAGAACGACGCCAGGCUUCACUCAAAAACCUGGCAGUUUAACGAUGAAGUGCUCGUUACAAACCUACACACCUGGUAGAACAGUCCUUCAAGCCUUUUCUGAUUCUCCAAUAUUAAAACAUGAUUUCCUCUAUGAAACAUCAGUUUGUAGACGUGUGUCAGCCGACAUCUGCCUGCUAACCGUCUGCAGCUGAACCCGUUUCAUCCUCUUCAGCUUGUUUUCAUGUUUUAACUCAGUCAGUCUUCCUCUCUGUUUAGACUCCACAGUAUAAAAACUAUAAAGUUUUUCCUACAUGCUCCAGUUUUACAGUUCAAAUACACUCUGGAUAAUGAAAUGCUGGAAAAUACAUCUUUGAUGUACUGAUAUGUGAAGAUUUCUAUCAUGAACAUCUGGUUUCGGUUGGACGACUUUAAAAACAGCCCGCCUCAGUAACAUGACGGAUAAAUAAAAUGUAAAGAUCUCUGCUUGUGCGUGAGCAAAUGGAAACAACCAGUUUAUUAUCAGACGAGUGCAGCCGCCAGCGAAAAAGAACAUUUCCAGAGUUUUCUAACUUUAGUUUAAUUCUCUGAUCUGAACUGAGCCUCUUCUUAAAUCUGAGCGUCGGCAGAAUCGACUCGGUACUAAAACCAUCCUUUCAUUCAGUCGCAGCUGCAUUUGUAAAUGUUUCAGACAGGUUGGACUGGAUGUUAAUGGGCAGUUUCUGUUCUUCAUCAUUAACAAACACUCAUUAAUGUGACUGACUGGACUCCAUGUUUCCCUCCUGCUCUGCCAUGUGUGUAAAUGUGUAACUGAGACUGAUGUGGAGUCUGUACGCAGACGAUCAGUGUGUAUAUAUUCUGUUCCACACUGAACAAACUACUACUGAACCACUGGACCUGCCCCACAGCGCCACCUACAGACCAGCAGCAUCACUCGGUCGCAGUUUAAAGUUUCCUUUUACAGCUUUUUUCUCUAAUUUCUUCCACGUUAGAAUCAUGCAGGCGUCGUUUUAAAGGGCCCCGCUGAUGUUUUUGCAUGUUUUACAUCAUUUCCUCCAAAUAUUACUGAUCAUUUCCAUCAGUGGCCACCUCCCACAUCAUGUUCACACCAUGUUUGCCUUUAGUUUCAUCUUUUUACUCCCAGAUGUUACUGCGAUGAAACGAUGGCAAACAUGACGGCGGUCGAAUUCAAACAAGUUACAACUCAUUUUCAUACUGUAGGGAAAUAUCUGUGAACACACGCCGCUCCCAAGACAAAUAUUUAAAUAUCUAGAACAAUAUGUGAUAUUGUGCUGAGGGAAAUGAUGUGCCGUAAUGUGAAGAGGUUUGUUUGGGAGUAUUUUUAGAAGCUGAUUUGAUUGGCUGUUUCAGGUCAGGGCGUGUUCGUGACUCUUCCACUUUAUUUAGAUUCAAACCAGCAGUUUGGUGCCUCCUCACAUCCACCACGCUGAAUUAUUCACCUGUUCUCUGAUGACCUUCAGACCACAGAUCACUUCAUCAGAGACUUUCUGUGACCAUCAGUCAGCAGCAGGUUUCUCUGUGUUGUGUUUCCAGUCGUCCUCAGUGACAGAAGGGACAGUGAAACAUGCAGAAACACUCACAUGUUCCUUUAAAUGGUUAAAAGUUUAAGAGGUUGAACCUCCGAUGGGUCUGACUGAGCAGCAGCUGCAGCCUGCAGACACCCAGCAGGGACCCUGGAGCCCACAGGCAGGGACCCUGGAGCCCACAGGCAGGGACCCUGGAGCCCACAGGCAGGGACCCUGGAGCCCACAGGCAGGGACCCUGGAGCCCACAGGCAGGGACCCUGGAGCCCACAGGCAGCUCUGUGGGUUUCAGAGCUCCACUUCCUGCUGCUGCUCUGACAGACUGAUCUGAUCUGUGCUGAGCUGAGCUGAGCUGAGGCUUUUCCUCGAGACGCAAAGACUCUGAACUGUCAGACAACACAAAUGUUCAGCUGCUCCUCUGGUCAGCUGACAGUUUCCACUUCCUGUCAGUCAUUCAAACAUCCUGCUGGAGAUUUAAUGUAACUGCAGACCAGCAGCAGUGAUGAAAGACCCACAAGGUUUAGGUCUGUGAAUGUUUCAUAGGUUACACGUGGUAAUGCCGCAUUUCAGUCUAAUUGUAAAAGUGAGCGUUCCAGCUGGCAGCGUGUCAACACCCUGUACUGACAGUGACUUUUUUUGCCCUAAAAGCAGCCUUCCAGGCGGUCGCCUCCACCAGUCAAGAGCUGCAUGUGACGGUUAAGCUAGCAGUGAGGGUCCUGAUGUCCUCCUAAAGAGACACUAACAGUGGACGGCCUGUUACAGCCGUAAAGCAGACACAGCAGAGCAGGUAGACGUCCACCUGAGAGUCUGAGUGCAGGCUAAGUGAAGUCCGUGCUGAUUGGUUGAGCUGUUACAUCGUCCACUGUGCAGGCUGAGUUCAAAGUUCUCCAUCCUCUGAGCAGAUUCUCACUUUCACUGUUUAAAAUAGUUUAAACGCAGCAUUUUGGCUCCUGAUGUCCCUGAACUCAGCACGUCAAGGUGCGUCUGCUCACGUGAUCGGUGACCGCGUUGGACCGCAGACGGCCCCUCAGACGCUGAACGUGGACUCGGCUCACAGUUGCGUCCUCGUGUUCUCAUUAUAUUAAUUAGUCGGACCUUUGCUCCGCGUCCACGUUCAUCGUUUGACUCUGUGAGGCGUCUGCGGCCUUUAAGGCGGAUCUGCGACCAGGUCGUCCUGUUUUAAGGUGGAACUGUGACCCGGUCGUUCUAUCUACUGUACUGUUUUUGACUCCUUCAAACAAACGGAUGCAUUUGUGUGUGCAGACCUGUUGUGUAUUUUAUUUGUAAUGUUAUUUCUGCUACACGAUCGUUUGGGGCUCGUUUCCUGUUUUCAUCCAAAUCGCCGCCGAACCUUCAGCUUCCGGCGCGGCGCGGCCUCGCGGGCUUUCUGGGUUUAACUGUUGUAAAUGUCUAUAAAUAUAUUUUUUGUAUGUAUGCCUUUCCUAAUGAUCUGGAGAAGAUAGAUGUUAUUUUUAUAUAUUGCAGCGGAUUUUUUGUAAGUAUUUUAUACUUUUGAUAUGGUUCUCUGUAAAACAAGAGUAUUAUGUAAAUAUAGUUCUUUAG
This is a messenger RNA of Chelmon rostratus (copperband butterflyfish), 7362 nucleotides long. It is a transcript of the gene maml1, whose product is annotated as mastermind-like transcriptional coactivator 1. Gene Ontology annotation, cellular component: nucleoplasm; nuclear speck. Bases 506 to 3655 code for a protein of 1049 amino acids. Gene Ontology annotation, biological process: positive regulation of transcription of Notch receptor target; Notch signaling pathway. The record is from RefSeq and is a predicted model, not a curated record. Gene Ontology annotation, molecular function: transcription coactivator activity. The transcript is spliced from 6 exons. NCBI's taxonomy places the organism in Eukaryota, Metazoa, Chordata, Actinopteri, Chaetodontiformes, Chaetodontidae.